AUGCACGCGAUAGCUGCGAGUGCUUGCAUUGUUUUUGAAAAAGUGCCAGAAUUCUUCGGUAUGCGCUGCCGUCCCCUCCCAGGACGAGUCACAGCUCCCAAUGCAGCGAUCCCACCAAACAACAAUGAAAACAAUAACGACACAGAUCAUGGUCAGGAGAACCAACAGGCAACCUCUGAAGAGCAACCAACCAACAAUGGAAAUGCUCAAGAAGACAAUGGCCAAGGCGAACAAAUAAAUAAUUCAACCGAACAAACUAUCUCUGUUGAUCAAAUCAUCGAAGAAGAUGCUGAGAACAACGCGAUAGAACAAGCCUUAGACCAACCCGAUGAGGACGAAUUCCUUAACUAA
Molecule: messenger RNA, 351 nt
Organism: Trichomonas vaginalis G3
Lineage: Eukaryota; Parabasalia; Trichomonadida; Trichomonadidae
Exons: 1
Coding region: 1-351 (116 amino acids)
Source: RefSeq, a predicted model, not a curated record